Molecule: messenger RNA, 354 nt
Organism: Nelumbo nucifera (sacred lotus)
Lineage: Eukaryota; Viridiplantae; Streptophyta; Magnoliopsida; Proteales; Nelumbonaceae
Source: RefSeq, a predicted model, not a curated record
AUGUAUCUGACUAAAGUAGAUACAUCAUAUGCUUUGAGUGUGAUCAACCAAUAUAUGCAUAAGCCUAGAUCAUCUCACAUGCAAGUAGUGAAUAGAAUACUUGCCUAUUUGAAGGGAUGUCCAGGAAAAUGGAAGUUGUAUUCUAAUCAUGGGCAUCUAAAGGUAGAGGCUUAUGCUAAUGUUGGUUGGGCCGAUUCUAUUGAUGAUAGGUGGUCAACUUCUGGUUGUUAUACCUUUGUGGGUGCUAAUGUUGUAUCUUGGAGAAGUAUGAAACAAUUAGUCAUGGCUCGAUUUAGUGCAGAGGUAGAUUACAAAGCUAUAUGGCUCAUGGAGUUUCCGAAUUGUUAUGGCUAA